GUCAGGCUGUGACAGCCUAAAGCAAUGAUGCCUCUAUUGGUUCUGAUGAGCCUCAUACAGCUGUUGUCCCGAUUGGAGUUGACAGAAGCCGCCCUGAUGCAACACAGCCGUCCGGGAGCCACGGCUCCAGGAGACAUCAUCAUCGGAGGGCUUUUUCCAAUUCAUGAGACGGUGAUGAACUACACAGACUUGUACAGCAUCUCUCCGCCGCAGCUUCCUAACUGCAGCAGAUUUUACACAAGAGGUCUAACUCAGGCCCUCGCCAUGAUUCAUUCUGUUGAAGUGGCGAACAGAUCCCCCAUGCUAACUAGUUUGAACAUCACUCUUGGAUACCGCCUUCACGACACAUGUUACGAUGUCACCACGGCUCUCUGGGCCGUCCAAGAUUUCACACAGUCAUUCCUGGCCUGCGAUUCAUCAACAAAGUUUUCUGACCCUCCCAAACCGACGAUGGCUGUCAUCGGGACGUCCUCCUCUGAGAUCUCCAUUGCGGUCGCCCGGGAACUCAACCUGUUAUUAAUCCCACAGAUUAGUUACGCAUCAACGGCCGCCAUUCUGAGCGACAAAAGUCGUUUCCCUGCUUUCAUGAGGACCGUCCCCAACGAUCUGUACCAAACCAGGGCAAUGGUCAAACUCUUACGGGACAGGAACUGGAAUUGGGUUGGCAUUAUCGUUACUGACGGAGACUAUGGGCGUUCCGCCAUGGAAACGUUUGUUUCUCAGGCUACGCAAGAAGGAAUUUGCGUGGCCUUCAAGGAAGUUCUUCCUGACUCGCUUACGGACCAAGAAAAAUUGAAUUCGUCGAUCAACCGCACCGUGAACACCAUCGCGAAUAACCCUAAGGUUAAAGUGGUGGUCUCCUUUGCUAAAUCCGCUCAGAUGAAAAUGAUAUUCAUGGGUCUGAAUGGGAAAGUCUCAAAUGAGAGGGUGUGGGUGGCAAGUGACAACUGGUCGACGGCUACAGAUAUUCUAAGAGAGGUAGACCUCAAAUAUAUUGGAGAUGUACUGGGCUUCACCUUCAAGAGUGGCAAUGUUUCAGUCUUCACUGAAUACCUUAAGGAUCUACCGCGCAACAGUGAGGAUGAGAUAAAUUUAUUUCUGAAGGAGUUCAUAAGAGAGCCGAAUGUAGGGAAUAUUACGGUGGCGGUAAAUGAACUCUUAAAGAAUUUCAUUCCGGACAUGGUCUUCAGCAUUGAGUUGGCUGUAGGUGCUCUCGCAAAGGCUGUGGCUAAACUUUGCAUUAAACAACAAUGCAAGAACCAAACAGCUGUUCAGCCCUGGGAGCUCCUUGCACAGCUGAGAAACGUCACUUUUGAGAAUGAGGGUGCGAUGUACAACUUCGAUUUGAACGGCGACAUUAAUUUGGGAUAUGAUGUCUAUAUAUGGCAGGAAACUAAAAAUGAAGUAUAUAAAGGAGAUAGAAUAGCUGAAUAUGAUCUAUUAUACGCCAAUUUCACUUAUAUCGAAAAUCAUCAAUAUGCUUUUGUGAAUGUGACAUCGAAGUGUUCGAACAGCUGUGAGCCAGGGGAGUUUAAGAAGACAGCAGAUGGCCAGCACACUUGCUGUUACGAAUGCAGCAAAUGUCCAGAAAACCACUUCUCCAAUAGCACAGACAUGGGCCAGUGUUACUCGUGUGACAAGGACAAGGAGUGGUCAGACUCUGGAAGCUCAGGGUGUAAUUCUAAGACCCAUGAGUACUUUGAGUGGAAUAGUGGGUUUGCUAUAGUCCUCUUGACCCUGGCUGCGCUCGGCAUCAUCUUCCUCUUCUUGAUCUCUGCACUGUUCAUCUGGCAGAGGAACUCUCCUGUGGUAAAGGCCGCAGGCGGGCCGCUCUGUCAUCUAAUCCUCCUCUCCCUGCUGGGCAGUUUCGUCAGCGUUGUCUUCUUUGUGGGCGAGCCGAGCGACAUGACGUGUAAGGUGAGGCAGGUCCUCUUCGGUUUGAGCUUCACGGUGUGCGUCUCAUGUAUCCUGGUCAAGUCCUUGAAGAUCCUCCUGGCAUUUCAGAUGAACUUGGAGCUGAAGGAGCUGCUGUGCAAGUUGUACAAGCCGUACGUGAUCGUCUGCAUCUGCACGGCGGUGCAGGUCAUCAUUUGCACCCUUUGGCUGACCUUGUGCAGUCCUUCUAAAGACAAAGUCAAACAUUCCAAAUCCAUUCUGAUGGAGUGUAAGGAGUGUUCGGAAGUGGCAUUUGGGGUGAUGCUGGGCUACAUCGUUUUGUUGGCUCUAGUGUGUUUCACGUUCGCUUACAUAGGCAGAAAACUUCCGCAGAAAUACAACGACUCAAAGUUCAUCACAUUUGGUAUGCUCAUCUACCUCAUGGCCUGGGUCAUCUUUAUACCCGUGCAUCUUACCACAAGUGGCAAAUACGUACCAGCUGUUGAGAUGGUUGUCAUCCUCAUCUCCAACUAUGGAAUCCUGAGCUGCCACUUCUUGCCGAAAUGUUACGUGAUCCUUUUCAAAAAGGAGCACAAUACCAGAGAUGCGUUUUUGAAGAAUGUUUACGAGUAUGCCAGAAAAAGUGCAGAGAAUAUCAGGAGCUUGAGUGAAACUGAGCCAGAGAGCAAGACCAAUAGUUCAGUCUAUAUCAUAUCCAAUCCCCAACUUGUAUCUCCACUUGAAAAUAUUUCUGCAUAAAAAAACUAUUUUAAAAGUUUAGUUGCUAGGGGUGAGUGGCACCAUUUGAUGUAACAUUUUAUUAUAAGACAUUUAAAUCUUAAGAUCUAGAAGAGAUUUAUCGACGAUAAAAACAAAUAUAUAUGUCUAUACUGUAUAUAACCCUGUUAUUUAUAACUGUUUUAUGAGCUCGUAGAUUGGUACGCAAAUAAACGUGUAAAAACAGAAUCCAGUUAUGAUUUCUUUUAUCAAAACAAACAGAAAACCAUCAACUAUCAACCACCAACUAUUCAAUCUUAUAAGAUUUAAA
Triplophysa dalaica is the source of this 2923-nucleotide messenger RNA. RefSeq names its product G protein-coupled receptor, class C, group 6, member A (gene gprc6a). Gene Ontology annotation, biological process: G protein-coupled receptor signaling pathway. The record is from RefSeq and is a predicted model, not a curated record. Gene Ontology annotation, cellular component: membrane. The transcript is spliced from 6 exons. Lineage: Eukaryota; Metazoa; Chordata; Actinopteri; Cypriniformes; Nemacheilidae. The coding region runs from base 25 to 2634 and encodes 869 amino acids. Gene Ontology annotation, molecular function: G protein-coupled receptor activity.